Durusdinium trenchii is the source of this 765-nucleotide messenger RNA. Lineage: Eukaryota; Dinophyceae; Suessiales; Symbiodiniaceae. The record is from the annotation of a GenBank genome assembly.
AUGCCACCAGCACAGCUUUCACUCGCAAACGUCAGCACCGUGCUCCAGUCGUAUGAAGGUCGUGACAAGACUGCUCGCUUCUUGCAGUUUGCAGCCCGCUUCGUUGUUGGGCUGACAGCUCGCGCGAAGGCCGGCACGAUCUGUAAAUAUCGGGAAGAAGCUCGAAAAGUCCUGGCAGCAAUGACCAGUGCCAGGCGAACCUUCCGCCUGGGCAGAGAGCUGCCUGUGCUCCUCUCGAUGACCAUGACAAAUGAGACGGAGCUUGCAGAUCGACUGCUGGAACUCGCGCAGAAGGCAGCUCUUGUGGUGUAUUUUGUGGUGGACCAUGUGGGAUGGCUGAAGCAGGUGCACCGUGGUGUGAAGAGUGGGUCAAAGACAAUCCAACUUGGACUCAAGUGGCUGGCAAUUUCGAGUUUCAUCUCUGUGGUGGCUGGGCUGCGCAAUGCAUGCAAGGAUCAGAGUCAUCCUGACGCAAGCAGCGGGGACAACCGAAAGGCGCAGGCCUGGAACAUCAUCAGAGACAGCCUCGUGGCGGUUCAGGCGCUUCACCUCUCACGCUGGAUGGAAAUUGGUGAUGCCACAGUCGGAGUGCUCGGAAUGGCUAGCAGCAUCAUGGAUGUCGUGCGAGUUUGGCCUGAGAAACCUCCAAAGGCCGCAUUGACAGAAGUUGAUCGCAUGAAGCGGCCCGGCAGCUCGGAGUGGCGUUCUGGGCAAGCAGCCCAAGCCUGCCGCCUACGCAAUACUCGGGUUGCACCAGCAGCAUAG